AUGGUGUCUUUAUCAUCUCUUGUCCUUAGCCUCUCUGUUCUAGCAGGCGCCUUUGCCCUGCCAGGCGAGUCGCAUUCCGAGCUUUUAGAGCGUCAAACCAUCACUACAAGCGAAACUGGCACAAAUAACGGCUUUUACUAUUCAUUCUGGACCAACGGUGAUGGGACCGUCUCCUACACGAACGGCGAUGCCGGAGAGUACAGCGUGACUUGGGCAAAUGAAAAUGGCGGAGACUUUACCUGCGGAAAGGGGUGGAAUCCAGGUAGUGCACAGGACAUCACCUACUCCGGCACCUUCAGCCCCAGCGGAAAUGCCUACCUUGCAGUCUACGGUUGGACCACCAGCCCUCUAGUUGAAUACUACAUUCUCGAAAACUAUGGAACCUACAACCCCGGAUCCAGCAUGACCCACAUGGGCACUGUCACCAGCGACGGUGCUACCUAUGAUAUCUAUGAGCACCAGCAAGUCGACCAGCCUUCUAUCGUCGGCACAUCAACCUUUAACCAAUACUGGUCCAUCCGCCAGAGCACGCGGUCUAGCGGAACUGUCACUACAGCGAAUCAUUUCAAUGCCUGGGCUGCAUUGGGUAUGAGCCUAGGCACCCAUAAUUACCAGAUCGUGUCUACAGAGGGGUGGUUCAUCCUCCUCCUCCUCCUCCUCCUCCUCUACUACCAGCACCAGCAGCAGUACAACGACCUCAUCGGGCAGCACUUCUACUAG
Molecule: messenger RNA, 720 nt
Organism: Talaromyces amestolkiae
Lineage: Eukaryota; Fungi; Ascomycota; Eurotiomycetes; Eurotiales; Trichocomaceae
Exons: 3
Coding region: 1-720 (239 amino acids)
Biological process (GO): xylan catabolic process
Molecular function (GO): hydrolase activity, hydrolyzing O-glycosyl compounds
Source: RefSeq, a predicted model, not a curated record